UCCACCCAGCAGCCGCCAGGCCUUCUUCUUCUUCUUCAGUCUCAGUCAGAAAGAAAAGAUCUUACCAAUAAUUGGCUAGAUAAAGGGGAUCCAGAGAUGAUGCAUGCAGGAGGUGCAGGAGGCAACAGGGAUGAUGGUUCAUCUGAUCCUUGGAAGAGGAAGGGUGACAAGAAGAAGAAGAAAGAUGAUAAGCCCAAGGAAAGGAAGAGAGGAUUUGGGGUUGCAAAGCUAGAGAUAAUAAGGAUUCAAAGUGAACUAGCCGAGCAAAAAAGAAAGAACGAACUAGCCGAGCAGGAAAAAAGGCAAAACGCUCAGCAGGGGCCACCUCAGAUCCCAGAUGGAACUACCGAUGGCUUGGACAUAGCUGCAAUAAGGGGAUCAGUCUAUCCAUGGUCUAUGCAUGCCAACGUUGCCCCUUCACUGCCACCGCCUGCACACUACUCACCACAUCUCGCGAUGCAUUAUGGCAGUGAAGGGAUGGGUGCCAUGAACUUUGGGCAGUCUCAGUCUACCCCCUUGAGGUUUCCUGGAGCCUCUGGGCCAUAUCCCGCUCCAAACAACAUCAGGCAUGUAUCAUAUGAUUAA
Oryza sativa Japonica Group (Japanese rice) is the source of this 585-nucleotide messenger RNA. RefSeq lists its product as uncharacterized. The record is from RefSeq and is a predicted model, not a curated record. NCBI's taxonomy places the organism in Eukaryota, Viridiplantae, Streptophyta, Magnoliopsida, Poales, Poaceae. Gene Ontology annotation, molecular function: DNA-binding transcription factor activity.